Messenger RNA from Lycium barbarum (goji berry), 2788 nucleotides. RefSeq names its product receptor kinase-like protein Xa21. Bases 171 to 2780 code for a protein of 869 amino acids. Gene Ontology annotation, molecular function: protein binding. The record is from RefSeq and is a predicted model, not a curated record. Lineage: Eukaryota; Viridiplantae; Streptophyta; Magnoliopsida; Solanales; Solanaceae. The transcript is spliced from 2 exons.
UAAGUCUUCUUCGCCUGGAAAAUUUACAGCCCCUUAUUCACGCAUUGAUUUGCUCUCUUUCCUUGAUAAUAAGGUACUCAUUGCUUAGCAACCUUUUAUCCCUAUUUAUAGCUGAACCCUUCAGCCCUUAUUUUUAUACUUACUACAAACAUCAGUACUCAGUUGUAUCCAUGAGGAAAGCUAGCUCUUUUCUUCUUUCUUUUGUCUUGCAAUUACUCUGCUUCUUAGUGGCAUGCAUUGCCACAAACAUAAGCACUGAUCAAUCUACUCUUCUUGCCUUCAAAGCCAGAGUAGUUACUCUAAACUCUUCUCAUCCCUUAUCCCUAAAUUGGUCUUCUCAAGCUCCUGUUUGUGAUUGGAUUGGAGUCACUUGCGGCUCUCGCCACCAUAGGGUGACUGCAAUAAAUGUAUCCGACAUGGACAUUCAUGGGUCCAUUCCGCCACAGUUGGGAAACCUCUCGUUUCUUGUUUCUCUCGAUUUGAGCAGAAACAAUUUAUAUGGAGCCCUCCCUCAAGAUUUGUCUCGUUUACGUGGAUUGAAAGUGAUGGAUCUCGGGUACAAUAAUUUCAGUGGAGAGAUUCCGAUGUGGUUUGGUUUCUUUUCUGAGCUUCAGAUGUUAAUUCUUGAUAACAAUAGUUUCACGGGUAUACCUCAUGCUUCUAUUUCUAACCUAUCCAAGUUAGAAACUCUCAGUGUUAAAUACAAUCAUCUCCAAGGCAAUUUUCCUAAGGAUAUUGGCAACCUUCAGAGUCUAAAGGAGUUGAAUUUGUUCAGAAACCAACUUACUGGCUCUAUUCCAUUCUCCAUUUUCAACCUUUCCUCAUUGGAGACUUUAAAUCUCACAUAUAAUCAAUUAUCUGGGCGUCUUCCUGUAGAUAUAUGCCGCCAUCUUCUAAGAAUCAAGAGCAUUGCAAUAAUUUCCAACCUUUUGAUUGGUCACAUUCCAGCUGGUUUGUCUAACUGCACGGAACUGUAUGAAUUGAGAUUGUCAUACAAUAAGUUCAGUGGGACCAUUCCACCAGAAAUAGUAAACUUGGAGAGGCUUGAGUUCUUAAGCCUUGGGGGAAACAACUUGCAAGGUGUUAUACCUAGAGAGAUGGGGAAUCUUUACAAAUUGGAGAUACUAUCUUUGAGCAAUAAUAAAUUAAGUGGUUCCAUACCGAAAGAGAUAGGGAAUCUUUACAAAUUGGAGAUAUUAUCUAUGAGCGAUAAUAAAUUAAGUGGUUCCAUACCGGAAGAGAUGGGGAAUCUUUACAAAUUGGAGAUACUAUUUAUGAGCAAUAAUAAAUUAAGUGGUUCCAUACCGAAAGAGAUGGGGAAUCUUUACAAAUUGGAGAUACUAUCUAUGAGCAAUAAUAAAUUAAGUGGUUCCAUACCGAAAGAGCUCUUCAAUAUCUCUACGCUAAGAGUGAUGGCACUUCCUUUCAAUAACCUUUCGGGUAGUCUUCCAUCUAUUCCAGGCUACUGGCCAACAAACCUAGAGUAUUUGCAUCUUGGUGUAAACAACAUUGGUGGAGUUAUACCCAGCUCAAUCUCCAAUUCCUCAAAUCUAAAGGAAUUAGAUCUCGGUGAUAACAGAUUGAGUGGCAAAAUUCCUAACUCGUUGGCGGAUUUGAGACAGCUUGAAUAUCUGGGUUUGUUCAAUAAUAACUUAUCGUCUCCGCAUCUAAGUAUCUUAACUUCAUUGGUGAACUGCAGAUCUUUAACAGUUAUAGCAUUAGCGGAUAAUCCUCUGAAUGGUGUUCUUCCAGAUUCCAUUGGUAAUCUCUCCACUUCUCUUGAACUGUUUUAUUUAUAUCGUUGUGAAAUUAGGGGCCAGAUGUCGUUAGGAAUUGGGAAUUUAAGUAACUUAAUCACUUUGUCCCUAUACGACAAUGAAUUGACGAGAUCAGUGCCAAGAACAUUAUGUAAUUUACAUAAUCUUCAAAUUUUAAGUCUUGAUGAUAAUAGGUUAAGUGGACCCUUGCCGGAGUGCCUUUGCAAAUUGCCGGAGUUGGGCCUUGUUAAUUUGUCAUCUAAUCAAAUUUUGGGUCAGAUACCGUAUUGCAUCGGUAACAUUACCUCUUUGAGAGAGAUUUAUCUAAAUUCAAAUAGGCUCACUAACAUACCCAUGAGUCUGUGGAGCCUCAAAGAUCUUUUGGAGCUUAACUUGUCAAAUAAUUCUUUGGUUGGUUCUUUGCCUCCUGAUUUCGGUAACUUGAAUCACAUAACAUUCAUAGAUCUGUCAAGGAAUCACCUUUCAGGAAGUAUUCCCUCCACAAUUGGGGACUUGCAGUAUCUAGCUUAUCUUUCUUUGGCUUAUAAUGAGUUGCAAGGAUCUAUUCCGGAGUCACUAGGGAAAAUGAUAAGUUUGGAAUCAGCGAAUCUAUCCAAUAACAUUCUUUCAGGUACGAUUCCAAAAUCAUUAGAGGCACUUCGAUAUCUGAAGGAUUUCAAUGUAUCAUUCAAUAGAUUAGAAGGGGAAAUCCCAAGUAAAGGACCUUUUCUUAAUUUCACCUCUCAAUCUUUUAUGGGAAAUGAAGAGUUAUGCGGCGAUUUGCUUUUGCGGCCUUGUAUGACUAGGUCUUUUCAUCAGUCAAGAAGAAGCAAAUUGCUACUGAUUAUACUUGUCCCAUUGGGAGCUUCCCUGAUGGCACUUGCCUCAAUUGUUGUGUUUAUGUUAAGGAGACGUGGGAAUAGAAAUGUUCCAACUCAAGCCGAAUCCUUACCUGCAAGAACAACACUAGCAAGGAUUUCAUACAUUGAAGUUGAAAGGGCAACGCAAGGGUUCGACCAAUGAAACUUGCU